AUGGAGGAAGCCUUGGAAAAUUUCACAGUGUCUGAUGAUCUAAUAUCGUACACUGUUCAUUUGGAAGAUUCUGUCCGACCAAGUUCAACUUCCUUUCUGAUCUUAAAACAUUUCUUACGAUUUACCUGUCUGUUUGUCGUUAUUGUUUGUCCAUGGGCAAACUUUAAACUAAUACAAUUGUUCAAGUCACAUUUAUUCUACAAAAAUUCGUCAUUAAAAUGGUAUAUUAUCCACAAAGCUGUAUUCGAUACUGUGUAUAUGCUCAUAUCAAUACCUAUCAUCGGCUUACUCACCUUUAAUAUCGAUGUUAUUCAUAAGAAUUUAUUUACCUGUAAAUUCAUAACUUACCUACAUUAUUUGGCAGAUGAUUUGAUAACCAUGAUGCUUACGCUAGCUUGCGUUGAUCGAAUGUUGCGAAUAACGUGUAAUCUGCGUAUUCAGACGCGUUUUUCUCUAAUUAUUUGUAUUGUUGUUACAUGUCUGUUCGCUAUUUCGAAUAUUCAUCAUAUUAUACGUUUACAACAUGAUCAUGGCUUUUGCCAUAAAACAUAUAUCGGUAUUUGGGACUAUGAUUACGAUAUUUAUUAUUCGUUAGUGUAUACAUCGAUAUCAUGGUUUAUCAUGUUUGUAUCCUCAUUGAAUUUAACAGUAAGUGUCUAUUGUGAUCGUGUACGACGUGCAAAAUUGAAUCAAUCAAAGCAACAGAAUCAACAAAUACAGGUUGCCAAGGGAAAACCGAGAAAUGGACACUCGUAUGCAAUGGAUAGUGAUCGACUGGAAUUAAUUCACAGUACAGAUGAGUGGGAAGAUUCAACAUCGAUCACGAUUGAACCAAAUCACGUUGGUACGAAUAGACCUGCCGAAGAAGAACAACAAGAUAAUGCAGAAUUACAAUUAACUGUUGGUGUAUUAAUAACUUCGGCGAUCUUUCUUCUAUGUAAUUUACCAAAUUUCAUCAUUUUCCUCAUGAGAUUUGUGUUUCUCUCGAGUUUUUCGGCCAUAGGUUCCACGUUUAUACAUAUUGCACUUUUUCCUCUACUGAUCGCUCACACAGUAUCAUAUUUUAUUUUCAACCAUUUACUUGCACGUUGUUUUCGUAAUAAUUUCUGA
Molecule: messenger RNA, 1110 nt
Organism: Adineta ricciae
Lineage: Eukaryota; Metazoa; Rotifera; Eurotatoria; Adinetida; Adinetidae
Source: the annotation of a GenBank genome assembly